UGUUUUGACAAGCAGCUCAGAGGAUCGGAGGAGCAGCAGUCCUGCGUCAGCUGAUCGGCCGUCUGUCUUGUGAUUAUUAUGAGUGUGAUGUGGACGGUUAUAACGCUUCAUAGCGGCAGUUCAGCGGGUGUGUAGUGUGUGUGUAGUGUGUGUGUGUUUCCUCGGGAUGCAUGGUGUGUGUUUGGGUAGUUAGCUGUUGUCUGGCUGGUCGGAGUGUGUAGAGAGGGUUUAAUCUGGCUGUGAGGUUGCUUUGCUAUAAAGAGGAAGGUGGUGUUUAGAGGCAGCUGGCAUGGCAGGAUAAACACACACACACACACUCUCUCUCUCUCACACACACACACACACUCUCACAUAUAUACACUGGUGAGCAUUUUGACCAAAAGAUGGAGUGUUGAUGGAGAAUUAGAGUCGCAGUGAAGACAUUCAGACUUUACUGCAGCUCUGUGUGUGUGUGUGUGUGUGUGUGUGUGUGUGUGUUGAUUGUUAUGGAGGGUAUUUGGUCAGAUCUUGGUGUUAGUGCUUUAACCAGGGUUUAAAGUGGUGAUGAAGAAAUGGACACACACACACACACACACAUGCACUGCAGCUGUGGACAAGGUGACUUCUCUGAGUGAUUUUCCAGGACUGUAGAGCUGAUACUAGUCUCCUGGAGCUGCUAAUGGUUGUGUGUAUAGGGUGUAAAAGGUCAGGGGUGUGAAGGAGACACCCAGAGACACCUGGAGUGGGCUGUUGGAGCCACCGAGCCUGAAGACAACAAACAGAGAGGAAGGAGAACAGGAGAGCUGGAGGACAACACACAGGGAACCAUGAAGCCUGAGAGAGAAGCGGCGGAGGAGUUUUUUGAGUACGACGCCGAGGAGUUCCUGGUGUCGCUCACGCUCCUGAUCACAGAGGGCCGGACUCCAGAAUGUUCUGUGAAAGGUCGAACCGAGGGCCUGCACUGCCCGUCCGCGCAGUCCGGUGGACCGGUCCUCACCAAACACGAAUGCAGCGACAAACUGCCUCAGUGUCGUCAGGCGAGGAGGACGAGGUCAGAGGUCAUGUUGCUAUGGCGGAAUCACAUCCCUAUUAUGAUCGAAGUGAUGCUGCUGCCUGACUGUUGCUAUAGCGACGAGGGUCUGGCCACAGACCUGAACGAUCCGGCAAUAAAACAGGACGCACUGCUGCUGGAGAGAUGGACACUACAGCCUGUCCCGAGACAGAGUGGAGAUCGGUUUAUCGAGGAGAAGACUCUGCUGUUGGCCGUACGUUCCUACGUAUUUUUCUCUCAGCUGAGUGCCUGGCUCAGCGCCUCUCACGGCAUCGUGCCCAGGAACAUUCUCUAUAGAAUAAGUGCAGCCGAUGAAGAGCUGAUCUGGAAUUUCGCCCAGUCGCCCUCGGAGCACUCCUUUCCAGUACCCAAUGUGUCCCACAGUGUGGCGCUCAAGGUGCGAGUUCAGUCAUUGCCCCGCCAGCCCAAAUACCCUGUGCUGAAGUGCAGCAUCCAUUCCGACUUCUCGUUCCUUGGCAAACGUACCCCUGAUCAUCAAGAGGGGCCAUUAGAAGGUGCAUAUAGUCGGGGUCAGACUAUCAGUGACCCUCCAAACCCCAUCAGACUCCAGAGUUCACCUCUUUUAUGCAGAUCUCUUCGCUCCCCGUUACCCCUUCAUGACAGAACCAGCCCCCUGAACCAGCGUAAAUGCCCCGAAUCGCCCAUCCUGCCUGGCAAAGCCGCAAAGCUACUGUUCUCUAGAACCAAUGGCGUCUUGGAAAGCUCAGGAAAGACGAAUGCGGAAUUGCCUUCACCGUCUUCGUCGCCAACACGCGAUUUUAAAUCGCUCUCAAAUCCCACAUUUUCAAACCCCAGCCUGAGUCCUCGCCCUUCCUCAGCUGAAACGAACCCCUUGAUCGGUUCACUGCUCCAGGAGAGGCAGGAAGUGAUCGCUCGUAUCGCGCAAAGGCUGAAUUUCUGUGACCCGACAUCACCUCAUCUUCUUCCCGACGCUCUCUUCACUCCUCCCGGGGAUGAAGGGACAUUUAAGAAGACCAAAGAUCCUCCCAGUGUCCAAACAAGUGACAGAAAUGGGACUAGGAACGGAGAGUGGAGCCAGACUUCUUCCUUUCAGACUCCGCUCAGCCCCAGGAGCCGAUCUCGAGUGGACCGAAGCGAACCGGAGGAGUCCAGGACUUCACCUAAACCGACGUCCUGUAGGCGGCUUCUGCUGUCUGCCGAUUCAAAAGAAGGUUCUAUGAUCAUUGAAGCGGUUCAGGAUAUCUCCCGCUUGAUUCAGGAGCGCCUUCAGUUGUCGCAAGAGCUCCUGCAUGCCAAAUACAAACAAUGCCGCGAGUCAUCUACACUCAUAUCCUCACCGAACCAAAACCAGUCCCAGAACCAUAGACAAAAUCAGAAUCAACACCAGACACAAAACCACAACCACCAGCUUAAAACCAACAGUCAUGCUAGCUAUGCUAACGGAACUAUAAACACAGCCAAUGGCGAAACCAGCUCAAACCUUCGAGUUCACACUGAGACACCUGACAGACGGGCCUUGUCUGAAAACCAGGGCCGGUCUGGACCCCAGAACAAGGAACCUAGUAUCACUAGACCUCAACCCCUAUCACAAACCAGCCAUGCAUACAGUGCCAAAAACGAUCCCUGGACUUCUUUACUCAACAGCCCUAAAAGCUCAUACAGCCUGAAUGGAGUGGCAGGAGUCAACGAUUUCAACCACCGUCAGGACCUUCAGGACCUCCAGGUUGGGAAGGAAAACCAGAGAAGAAGAAUAGAAACUCAGAUCCAGCCCAGUUCAAGCGUACCUGGUCAGGAUGAGGACCAAGAUCCCUGGUCCUCCCUCUCCAGCACGCCCACCAGCCUUAAUACCCAUCACUCCCCAAGCCCAGAUUGGACUCUCAACAAUACCGCACACAACACCUUGCGAAGCCCCGCCCCCUCACAGAAGCCAUGCAGUAGUAACUGGAAGAAGCAGAACAGACACUCCAUCGAUGGUACGGCCACGAGAGCGUUCCACCCCUGCACCGGCCUGCCCCUGCUCUCCAGCCCGGUUCCUCAGAGGAAGAGUCAGACGGGGUAUUUUGACUUGGACACGUCUCUGAUUCAGUGUAAAGGAGCUCCCUGGGCCUCCACUAAGAGAGUGUGUUUGAAACGAACUGAAGACUCAGAAGAACCUCAGCAGCUCCUGAGCGCCAGCGCCCCUCCUGCCAGUCUCAGCCUUCUGGGAAACUUCGAGGAGUGUGUCCUGAACUACCGCUUGGAGCCGCUCGGUACAGUCGAUGGUUUCACAGCUGAAGUCGGCGCUAGCGGUUCGUUCUGCCCGAGUCACAUGACCUUCCCGGUCGACGUUUCGUUCUACAGCGUGUCAGAUGACAACGCUCCGUCUCCAUACAUGGGGGUCAUAAACCUGGAGUCUCUGGGGAAAAGGGGCUAUCGAGUGCCUCCAUCAGGAACCAUUCAAGUGACCUUAUUUAACCCCAAUAAGACGGUGGUGAAGAUGUUCGUGGUGAUGUACGAUCUGAGAGAAAUGCCAGCCGGCCAUCAGACAUUCCUGAGGCAGAGGACUUUCUCCGUCCCCGUCAAACGCGAAUCAAACGGACAAAACCACAGGAAGCCCCUCACCCCUAACCAGGGGCGGACCCUGCGCUACCUCAUACACCUGAGGUUCCAGAGUUCCAAAUCUGGAAAGAUCUACCUCCAUCGAGACAUCCGGCUUCUGUUCUCUCGCAAGUCAAUGGAAGUGGACAGUGGUGCUGCCUACGAGCUCAAAUCCUUCACCGAGUCUCCAGCUGAUCCUCCUUUCUCCCCGAGAUGCUGAUCGGAUCACGUCCCGUCUAACGUCGCGUUCCCACUCCAGCACACGGAACUUACUGAUGUCUGAGCUCACACACACACACACACACACACACACGCACAUGCACACACACACAAAGAGAGAGAGAAAUUAUAAAAAAUAUAUAUUCUUCUUACUGUCUCUUUCCACAUCCCUCUGUCCCUCCCUUAUCUCUCUUUACUUUGCUUUAAAUCUCUCUGUCUGUUUUUCACUCCCCUUCUCAUCCUUGUGUUUGUUAAUAUUAUAUUUUAUUUUCCUUCUAUUUUUGUUUCUGUCCCGUUUAAUGUAGUUUUUCCCUCUGUUCUCCAUCAUUGCUUUAUAUUUUGUGUUCUAUUUUCUUGUUCUUCUUGUUCUCUCCCUUUCUCUCUAAUGUUUUUUUCCUCUAUGCUUUUCUCUCUCUCUUUGUCACUGUCUAUCUCUGUCUUUUUUUUCCCCUGGCAUUCCAAGUUAUUCUUUCUUUCUUUCUUUCUUUUUUUCUGUCUUUCUUUCUUUCUGUCUUUCACUUGUUCCUUCCUUUUUCUGUCUCUUUGUCUCGCUCCUUUGUCCCUUUCUUCCUUUUUCUCUGUUUGCUUAUUGUUCUCUCUCUCUCUCUCUCUCUCUCUCUGUGUAUGAAUCCUCUGUGCUUGAGUGGGAACUUUGUGAUUUUGAUGCAGAUCUGAAGCUCCUCCUCUGAGCUUUGGUGCAGUUCGUGAAGGAAUAAAAAAAAAAGAUAAAAACAUUCUGAACUUUAAAUGGAAAAAAAUGAAACUAAAAUAUGGACCAGUUUUUAAUGACAAAAAAAAAAACUAGAAGCAGCAGAUGAACAGAAUAAAGACUUUGGAUAGAGCACUGUGUUCCUCCACCGCAACUGGAAAAGGAAAUGAGUCAUAUUCUACUCUCUCUCUCUCUCUCUCUCUCUCUCUCUUCCCCCCCCCUCUCUCUCGUCCUUUUUUCCCCUUUUUAUUUUAUUUUGUACUGUUACCGAACCACUUUAAUCGGAAGUGUUGCAAUAGAGAAAAAGAAUAUCUUACCUAGCUUAGUGUUUACAUAUUUACUUUGUCAGUUAUUUAAUAUUUAAAAUGAUAUUUCAUUUACUGCACAUGUGACGCCUGUCGUGCUCAGCAUUAUGAUGUAGUGCAAUAUGUUUCAAUCAUACCGUGUAUUUUUGACUAAUAUUCAAAUCUGAAAUAAAAGAAAUAUAUCUAUAUCUAUAUAUCUAUGAAGAA
Clarias gariepinus (North African catfish) is the source of this 5029-nucleotide messenger RNA. It is a transcript of the gene atosa, whose product is annotated as atos homolog A. The transcript is spliced from 12 exons. Bases 807 to 3809 code for a protein of 1000 amino acids. The record is from RefSeq and is a predicted model, not a curated record. NCBI's taxonomy places the organism in Eukaryota, Metazoa, Chordata, Actinopteri, Siluriformes, Clariidae.